AUGUUAGGGAGUUUGGAUUGUAUGCACUGGCGUUGGGAUAAAUGUCCAACUGUCCAAGCCGGUGCUUACACUGGACACUACCACAAACCAACAGUUGUACUCGAGGCAGUUGCCACCUAUGACUUGUGGAUUUGGCAUGCUUUCUUUGGCAUGCCUGGCUCUCUAAAUGAUAUUACUGUUCUUGACAGGUCGCCUUUAUUUGCUAAAUUAACUAGAGAACGUGCCCCUGCUGCCAACUACACCAUCAAUAAUCACGCGUACACCAUGGGGUAUUAUCUUGCAAAUGGUAUCUAUCCUCGUUGGGCAACGAUUGUGAAAACAAUAUCUCAACCUCAAGGUGCAAAGAGACAACUAUUUACGAGGAUGCAGGAGCCAUGUCGGAAGGAUGUCGAAAUGGCAUUUGGAGUGCUCCAAGCACGAUUUACUAUUGUCAGAGUUCCAACUAGAGGUUGGAGUGAUGAGGAUCUAUUCUACAUCAUGAAGACGUGCAUUAUUUUGCACAAUAUGAUCAUUGAAGACGAGUGUGAUAUUCCAGAAAAUGAACGCAGUGCAGCACAACUUGAGACUAAAACCAAUAAUACCUGUUGUCAAGUGUCACACGAUCCAAAUGAGGAGUAUGCUCAAUUUAUGUUGAAUCGGUAG
Camellia sinensis is the source of this 642-nucleotide messenger RNA. NCBI's taxonomy places the organism in Eukaryota, Viridiplantae, Streptophyta, Magnoliopsida, Ericales, Theaceae. The record is from RefSeq and is a predicted model, not a curated record.